AUGAUACCGCUUGUCCAUAUCAUACGCCAUGGCGAAGCACUUCACAACGUCCAGCACAGCUAUCCGGACAGAGAUCCGCCCUUAACAAAAGCCGGCAACGCCUCCACCAAACACCUCAAUCUCACUUUCCGACCAGACUUGAUCCUCAUCUCACCUAUGACACGCACGAUAGAAACUGCUAUGAAUAUAUUUCCUUUCUUGGUCGAUGCAGGUCCCUUUGACAUUCCCACCCAAAUCUGGCCUGAUCUUCGAGAAGCCAAUGACGCCAUCUGCAAUAAGGGUUUGUCACGAACAGAGCUGGCGUCGAAGUUUCCGCAAUUCGAUUUCUCUGAGUGCCAUACAGAGUGGGAUUAUCCAGAACAUAGCAUCCAAGACGCUACUGCGCGUGCCGAAAGGGUGCGGAGAAGGUUGAAAGACCUUUCUGCAACGUACAGCAACAUCGCUGUUAUUACGCAUCGAGGUAUCAAAGCUUUUCUAGUAAAGGGUAAACGCUUUGGAUUAGCCGAGACAAGGUGUUACCGCUUUGCUACAGAAGAAGAAGCCCAGGAUGAAAAGAUAAGAAGAGGCGUGAACACUGAUACGCUCGAAGAGCAGGACUUUGGACCCACAGUGUUGAUAUUGGAAGAAGGGCAGCGGAAAGAUCGCUGA
This is a messenger RNA of Alternaria atra, 648 nucleotides long. RefSeq lists its product as uncharacterized. NCBI's taxonomy places the organism in Eukaryota, Fungi, Ascomycota, Dothideomycetes, Pleosporales, Pleosporaceae. The transcript has a single exon. Gene Ontology annotation, cellular component: cytoplasm. The record is from RefSeq and is a predicted model, not a curated record. Gene Ontology annotation, molecular function: phosphatase activity. Bases 1 to 648 code for a protein of 215 amino acids.